AUGAUUAGACAAGCUAGACAAAUGGGUGCCACACGUUGCGCUGUGCGUUACGCUGUGCGUAAUAUCAGCAGUAAUAGUGCCAGAUCUUCUCGCAAUUUAGCAUACAUUAACACAGUUCGUUAUCAUAGUACUACGAGGAAACAACAAUAUAGUGCGGCUACUGCUACUGGUGAAUCGACUGCAACUUCAAAUGCAACCGCAAGAAGACCAGCCCCAGCCCCAAGCUUUAAUGUGGAUCUCACGGGUACACCGGAUAAAUUACAUAAGAAGUUGAAAUCCCAACAGGAGAUGGAUAGUUCAUUCAUCGGCCUUACUGGUGGUCAAAUUUUCCAUGAAAUGAUGAGAAGACAUGACGUUGAUACAGUUUUUGGAUACCCUGGUGGUGCAAUUUUACCUGUUUACGAUGCAAUUCAUGAAUCUGAUGCCUUCAAUUUUAUUCUACCACGUCACGAACAAGGUGCAGGUCAUAUGGCCGAAGGUUACGCCAGAGCUACCGGUAGACCAGGUGUUGUUUUAGUCACCUCAGGUCCAGGUGCUACCAAUGUCGUUACUCCAAUGACAGAUGCAUUGGCUGAUGGUGUACCAUUGAUUGUUUUCACUGGUCAAGUUGCUACAAGUGCUAUUGGUACUGACGCAUUCCAAGAGGCCGAUGUUGUAGGUAUCUCUAGAUCUUGUACAAAGUGGAACGUGAUGGUUAAAAACGUUGAAGAAUUACCCAAACGUAUUAAUGAAGCAUUUGAAAUUGCUAUGAGUGGUAGACCAGGUCCAGUCUUGGUUGAUCUACCUAAGGAUGUUACAGCUGCAGUUCUAAGAAACCCAAUUCCAACUAAAUCUACACUACCAUCUGAUUCUUUGGCCCAAUUGACUAAAAGAGCACAAGAUGAGUUCACCAGUAAUAAUGUGAAGAGAGCUGCAGAUUUAGUGAAUGUUGCUAAGAAGCCUAUUCUUUACGUUGGUGCUGGUAUCUUUAACAACCCAGACGGUCCUCGUUUGCUAAAGGAAUUGAGUGAGCGUGCACAAAUCCCCGUAACCACUACCUUGCAAGGUUUGGGUGCAUUCGAUCAGGAAGAUACUAAAUCCCUUGAUAUGCUAGGUAUGCAUGGUUGUGCUACAGCCAAUUUAGCAAUCCAAAAUGCUGAUUUAAUCUUGGCGGUUGGUGCUCGUUUCGAUGAUCGUGUCACCUGUAAUAUCUCUAAAUUCGCUCCAGAGGCACGUCGUGCUGCCUUAGAAGGUAGAGGUGGUAUCGUUCACUUUGAAAUGACCCCUAAGAACAUCAGCAAAGUUGUCGAAACUCAAGUGGCUGUUCAUGGUGAUGCAGCUACCAACAUCCAAAAGCUAAUACCGCUAGUGUUCGGUGUUAAGGAAAGACAAGAAUGGUUCAAUCAAAUCUCACAAUGGAAGAAAGAAUAUCCAUUAGACUACAUGCAUGAAACUCCAGGCUCUAAAAUUAAGCCACAAACCGUUAUUUCUAAAUUAUCUGAUAUCGCCAACGCCACAGGUAAGGAAGUUAUUGUUACCACUGGUGUUGGUCAACAUCAAAUGUGGGCAGCUCAACACUGGACUUGGAAAACCCCUCGUUCUUUCAUCACUUCCGGUGGUCUAGGUACAAUGGGUUACGGUCUUCCUGCUGCUAUCGGUGCUCAAAUUGCCAAGCCAAAUGCGUUGGUCUUUGACAUCGAUGGUGAUGCAUCCUUUAACAUGACUUUAACCGAAUUAUCAUCUGCUGUACAGGCAAAGACUCCAAUCAAGAUUUUGGUUCUAAAUAACGAAGAACAAGGUAUGGUUACUCAAUGGCAAUCAUUAUUCUACGAACACCGUUACUCUCACACCCACCAAUUGAACCCAGAUUUCGUUAAAUUAUCAGAAGCUAUGGGUCUAAAGGGUAUGCGUCUAACUGAUCAAUCCAAGACUGAUGAAGUUCUAAAGGAAUUUGUGGAAUACAACGAUGGUCCUGUGCUCUUAGAAGUGGAAGUAGCACCCAAGGUUCCAGUUCUACCGAUGGUUCCAGGUGGUAAGGGUCUAGAAGAAUUCAUUAACUACGACCCAGAGAUGGAAGAAGAACAGAACAGACUACGGUACGAACGUACAAGCGGUAAGUACUAA
Messenger RNA from Zygosaccharomyces rouxii, 2103 nucleotides. RefSeq names its product acetolactate synthase catalytic subunit (gene ILV2). Bases 1 to 2103 code for a protein of 700 amino acids. Gene Ontology annotation, biological process: L-valine biosynthetic process. The transcript has a single exon. Gene Ontology annotation, cellular component: mitochondrion; acetolactate synthase complex. Lineage: Eukaryota; Fungi; Ascomycota; Saccharomycetes; Saccharomycetales; Saccharomycetaceae. The record is from RefSeq and is a predicted model, not a curated record. Gene Ontology annotation, molecular function: acetolactate synthase activity; magnesium ion binding; thiamine pyrophosphate binding.